AUGGGUGCUUGUACUCGUUGUGGCAAGAUGGAUCAUGCGGUUCGGGACUGUCCGGGACCGGACCAGAGUCGGGGACUGGGCUCGGGUGGUGGUGGAUCUUUCCACUAUCACGGCUGUGGCAAGGCAGGACAUCUCCAUAGGGAUUGUCCCAAGUCACAGGGUGGACAGGACAAAAACCGUGGAGAGGCAAACAAGUCGAGCCAGAACCGGGGUCAGUCCUCCACACCAAGAGUGUAUGAGCUGUCUAAGGACGCGGACGAGGCUGGACCGUUCAAGGCUAUCACUGGGACCUUGAGUAAUGGUGGUGUGGAAACACAUGUACGUUUCGACACUGGAGCUACACAUAGUUUUGUGAGCCCAGGGAUGAUCGGAAAGGGUUUGUUUCGGAUAGGAACUGAGGAUGAACCCUGCAUAGUGAAUGCCGCUGGUGGCCAACAGAUACAUUCAUUAGGGCGGGUUAAGGGGAUUCCGGUAGUGAUCGAAGACAGGGUAAUGCCUGCGGAUCUGAUUGUUAUCCGCCUUGAGAAUCAUGAAGUGAUCUUAGGUAUGGAUUGGCUUGGAGAGCAUAGGGCCACCCUUGACUGUCGUCAUGGACGGGUGCAGUUUGAGAUGGGUUUUGAAGCCCCGGUUAGCUUCCAAGGGAUGUGUCCGACCCCUGGAAAUAUAGUGGUGUCAGCAGUUCUAGCGGAACGGAUGCUUGAAAAUGGUUGCGAGGCCUUUUUGGCUACCAUUACCACUAGGGAGGUCGUAGGGGGUGGUAACCAGGACGGGAUUCCGGCUGGGACAGCCCCAAUGUCAAAAAGUCCCUACCGCAUGGCUCCGGCUGAGAUGGCAGUGCUGAAGAAACAACUUGAAGAGUUGUUGGAUAAGGGCUUUAUACGCCCCAGUGUCUCGCCUUGGAGAGCACCAGUUCUCUUUGUUAAGAAAAAGGAUGGUAGCUUCAGGUAUAAUUCCUUUUGGGAUGUGAGAGGAGAACAAAAUGGAUCUUGGAUAUGGAGGAAGCUCCUGAAACUAAGAGAUGUGGCCUAUGAGUUCGUUAGAUUUGAUAUCGGGGAUGGUCGAACUACUUCCUUCUGGUUUGACAAUUGGCUUGGAAUUGGGAAAUUGUUUAAUAUUACAGGAGCGGUGGGCACCACUUAUCUGGGUAUAUCACGCCAUGCCAAAGUCAGUGACGCAGCGAGGGGGAAUACGUGGAACAUUCGAGGACGUAGGAGUCGGCGGUACCGGGAGCUUUAUGACCAGAUCUUAGCUGCGGCUCCUCCCUCCCCUGGUACAGGUAGCGAUAUUAUAUUAUGGAAGCAUGGGGUUGAUGAUUACAGGACCACGUUUUCAGCGGCAAGAACUUGGGAUCAACUAAGAGAAAGGAGAAGCAACGUGGAUUGGUGUAAAGUGGUAUGGUUCGCACAGGGGGUUCCUAGAUUCUCCUUCAUAACAUGGCUGUCAAUAAGGAACAGGUUAUCAACGGGAGAUCGUAUGCGAACAUGGGGUAUUAUUCAGGAUGAAAAGGUCAUCGCCUAUGGUUCAAGACAGUUAAGGAAGCACGAGGAGAAUUACCCCACCCAUGAUCUAGAGAUGGCCGCAGUGGUAUUUGCAUUAAAAAUAUGGAGAUUCUAUCUUUAUGGCAAGACGAUUCAAAUCUUUACUGAUCACAAGAGUCUCAAGUAUCUCUUUACUCAGUCAGAUUUGAAUUUGAGACAAAGGAGGUGGAUGGAGUUUAUCAUGGAUUAUGACUUACAAAUCCAAUAUCACCCAGGAAAGGCGAAUGUGGUAGCAGAUGCACUGAGUCGGAGGAGAAGUGAUACAACUAUUGAGAAAGACUUAGAAGCCUUAAACGCAGAAUUCAAGAUGGUUAGUCUUUCAGCCAUAGAGUGCGAGGGCAGCGAGACAUUGGGAUUACAAGCAGUGAAUCAAGCAAACCUCUUGCAAAGAAUUCGAGAAGAGCAGCAGGAAGAUGUGAAGCUAAAGAAGAUUAUAAAAGAACUUGAAGAAUCAGGCGGAAGAAAUGAUAGUGGUUAUUAUUUGGCUGAUGACUGA
Molecule: messenger RNA, 2034 nt
Organism: Brassica oleracea var. oleracea
Lineage: Eukaryota; Viridiplantae; Streptophyta; Magnoliopsida; Brassicales; Brassicaceae
Exons: 5
Coding region: 1-2034 (677 amino acids)
Molecular function (GO): zinc ion binding; nucleic acid binding
Source: RefSeq, a predicted model, not a curated record